AUGCCUUCAUUGCGUCAGUUGUUCACCUCGGGCCUGCUGGCCGCAUCUGCAGCCUACGCAUCGGAUAUCAAUGAUUUUUCCUGCGAGAGCACCUCCCCGCCCGUGGUCUUCCUGCACGGCUUGGGCGCCACCUACUAUGAAGAUCUGAACUUCAUGCAGUACUGGUUCCAAGCUCAGGGCCACUGCACAUACGCCAAGACCUAUGGAGCUUACGAGGGUUUCCCAUUCCUCGGUGGUCUCAAGGCCAUCAACGAGUCCGCUCCUGAGAUCGCCGCUUACAUCAAGGAGGUCGUUGAGAAGACUGGCCACAGCAAGGUGAACCUCGUGGGUCACUCUGAGGGUGCCUUCCAGUCCCUCUACGUGCCCAAGUUCGAGGGUGUCUCGGACCUGGUUGAUAAGAUUGUCGCUAUCGCGCCUCCAACCCAUGCGACUAACUUUGCCAACCUUUACGACCUCGCCUAUAUCGCUGGCAAUGCUUCGCGGGCCGUCAUCGGUGACGUCCUGGAUACUUUGGGCUGUGCUGCCUGCAACGACCUCGGUCCCGACGGCGCUGCUAUCGAACGUCUGAAUGAUGGAACCCCUAUUGCGCAGUCUGGAAAUACUUUGACCAUCAUUGCCUCCAAGUAUGAUGAGCUGGUCACCCCCACUACCACCGCUUUUGUCGACGAGGAUGGUGUCAACAACAUCUGGGUCCAGACUACUUGCCCACUUGAUCCCGUUGGCCAUAUUGGCGAGGCUUAUGACUGGAAUGUCUGGAAUUUGGUCAAGAAUGCUUUGGAGGACACCCCCAACCGUGAAUUUGUCUGCUUGCUUGGGUCACCCGGCAAACUUUGA
This is a messenger RNA of Penicillium verhagenii, 834 nucleotides long. Its product is annotated as esterase/lipase family protein. The record is from RefSeq and is a predicted model, not a curated record. Lineage: Eukaryota; Fungi; Ascomycota; Eurotiomycetes; Eurotiales; Aspergillaceae. Gene Ontology annotation, biological process: lipid catabolic process. The transcript has a single exon. The coding region runs from base 1 to 834 and encodes 277 amino acids. Gene Ontology annotation, molecular function: lipase activity.